Molecule: messenger RNA, 1476 nt
Organism: Endocarpon pusillum Z07020
Lineage: Eukaryota; Fungi; Ascomycota; Eurotiomycetes; Verrucariales; Verrucariaceae
Exons: 1
Coding region: 1-1476 (491 amino acids)
Biological process (GO): G protein-coupled receptor signaling pathway
Cellular component (GO): cytoplasm
Molecular function (GO): G-protein alpha-subunit binding; guanyl-nucleotide exchange factor activity
Source: RefSeq, a predicted model, not a curated record
AUGCAAGUUGAGACAAGGACGCCUACUGGCAAGAUCAAGCUGAACCAUAUCCAGCGAAUCCUGACCACUCUGAACGACGACCUGAGUUCUCCUCAUUUGACUCCGGAGCAGCGGCGAGAAGCGCUUGAACAGCUCAAAAUCCAUGGCAGAGAUCCGAAAGAUGCCGGACCCAUCUUUACCACAGAAGGAAUUGGGAUCCUGACCAAGCAUGGGCUGACGGAGAGGUCAUCGCCCAGCUCACUGGAGGCGUUACGAUGUCUUGCCAACGCCAUGUUGCUUGAACCGAGGACUAGGCAGAUUUUCGUCAACCUGGGAUCUGCCGGCCAAGCAGCAGAGAGGUUAAAAAUCCCGGACUCUGACAAUGAGUUUCUGAUAUCACGCAUCCUCUUCUUACUGACAUACGAGUCCAACCUCAACUUCGACCCUCUGUUCAAUGAUCACGAUCUUGGACAAAGUAUCAACGCUCAUACUGCGCGCCACGCCAAAGAAAUCUCUCAAGCAGACAGCAAGAACGAGCCCUCUUCCUUUGACCAAGCUGCCCUCUCAGAAUCACUCAAACUUCUCUUCAACCUCUCAACCUACUAUCCGCGACACGUCUCAACCUUCACGGCCUCCAGCGAGAACAUCCGCAAGAUCCUCAGUCAUAUUGCCAUCCCCAACCCACCCCUCCAACCCCCAAUCACCCACCUGAUCAAUGCCCUUGUCAAUCUCGACCUCCAAGACGACCACCAGAGCGACAGCAUCUCCAAUCUCACCACCACCAUUACCAUCCUAACAACCAUCCUCUCCCAAAGCCUCACCAGCUACAACCCCACCGAACUCGAAACCCACGCCAUCCCCCUGCUAACCCUCCUCCGCAAGAUCUACGCCUACACCUCCCAAACCCAGAAAAAGCACAUGCGAUCUCUCCUCCUCCCCCAGAAAUCCGACCGCGACCUCCCCCUCGGCCAAUCCGACACCUUACCCUCCAAACUCCUCCGCCUCUCAACCUCACCCGCCGCCCCAAAGCUGCGCGAGGGAAUCUCGAGUCUCCUGUUCGAGCUCUCAGACCAGGACGCGACCACUUUUGUGCGGAAUGUCGGGUACGGAUAUGCGGCGGGAUUCUUGCUAAGUCAUGGAAUGGCGGUGCCGGAGUCCGCUAUGAAGGCACGGCACGGUAGCGCGAGAGAUGGAGACGGUGAAGGAGGUGAGGUGACAGCGGCAGAGGAAGGAGAGCUGGUGAAUCCGGUUACGGGCCAGAAGCUGAGCAAGGAGGAGGAGGCUAUGGUGGAUACGGGGCCGGAGAUGAGCGAGGAGGAGAAGGAGAGGGAGGCGGAGAGGCUCUUUGUGCUGUUUGAGCGGUUGAGGGCGACGGGCGUGGUCAGCGUGGAGAAUCCAGUCAGGGAGGCGGUGGAGAGGGGGGCAUUUGAUGGUGGGGGUGCAGGCGGGACAGGAGGUGGGAGGGUCGAGGAGCUGGGUGAUCAUGACCAUGAUUGA